Messenger RNA from Klebsormidium nitens, 1797 nucleotides. The record is from the annotation of a GenBank genome assembly. Lineage: Eukaryota; Viridiplantae; Streptophyta; Klebsormidiophyceae; Klebsormidiales; Klebsormidiaceae.
CAAGAACUUGAAGGACUGGGCGACAUGCACACGCAUUGCAGCAGCACCAUUGGCGCCUCGCAAUUUGGCGUAGAUAAAGUUUGCACAGGUGCUGAUGGUGGUGGUACACGAGAAAGUCUCAGCUUCUUGAACAUCCUCUCAAGCCUUGCGUGUCCUGUCAGGCAGCGCGCAUGGAGUAGCUUGAGUUGCAGUCAGAAGGAUUUGUGAGUUGCAAGUUUGCGUGUCUGCAAGGGCCCGCGGUUUGGCUGCUACCGUCUGUGGACAGAAUGGAGUUGCUGCAGCUUUCAAGCUGGCCUUGGCUGUACCUAGUUGUUGGCUUCCAGACGGUGGUGUACGUUUUCGAGACGUAUCUCGACCUUCGACAGUUGCAGGCGCUCAAAAGGCCAAGCCUGCCGCCACAAUUGAAAGGAAUAGUUUCAGCAGAAAAGUUCGAGAAGUCCAAGGCAUAUCAGCUGGAUAAGAGCUACUUUGGCCUCCUACACUCGGCGGUUGGGCAGAUUGAGCAGACGGCAAUACUUCUGUUUGGUGUCCUCCCAUGGCUGUGGCUGAGAUCUGGAGACAUUCUGAGAGAGUACGGUUACAAACCAGAAGAACACGAGAUUCUCCAGUCUCUUCUGUUUCUGGCCAUCCAAUUUGUGUGGUCACAGGUCACCGACCUUCCAUGGUCAAUUUACUCGACGUUUGUCAUCGAGCAAGUGCAUGGAUUCAACAAGCAAACUCCGGCUCUCUUUGUGAAAGACCUUGUCAAGGGGUAUGCGCUGACGGCAAUCAUUGCGCCUCCUAUCAUUGCCGGAAUUAUCACAAUUGUGAAGGUCGGCGGGCCGUACCUGGCCGUGUACCUUUGGGCGUUCCUGCUGGUGCUGUCCCUGGUCAUGAUGGUCCUCUACCCGCUUGUCAUCGCGCCUCUCUUCAACACCUACACAACGCUGCCUGAAGGCACCCUGCGCACCGAGAUCGAGAAGCUGGCAGCGUCCCUCAGCUACCCCCUCAAGAAGCUCUUCGUUGUCAACGGAUCCAUUCGAUCGGGCCACAGCAACGCGUACCUGUACGGCUUUUUCAAGAACAAGCGGAUCGUCCUCUACGACACCCUGCUCGAGCAGUGCAAGAAGGACGAGGAGGUGGUUGCGGUCAUCGGCCACGAGCUGGGUCACUGGAAGCUGAACCACACAGUCUACACGUUCUUAGCUCAGCAGGUCAUCUGGCUGGUGUACAUGGGCGGCUUCCAAGCGAUCAAGGGCAGCAAGGUUCUCUACCAGAGCUUUGGCUUCGACUCGGAGGCCGUGCUGAUCGGCCUGCUGCUGUUUGGAUUCGUGAUUGGCCCCGUGAGCCACACGCUGUCGUUCGUGUUCAACAUCGUCAGCCGGACAUUCGAGUACCAAGCGGACGCCUUUGCGGUCCACCUGGGGUACGCAGAGCCGCUCAAAGUGGGGCUCAUCCGCUUGCAGGAAGAGAACCUGUCGGCCAUGAACCUGGACCCCUGGUAUUCCACAUACCAUUUCUCGCACCCGCCUCUGAUAGAUCGAUUAGGAGCCAUAAAUUCCCAAUCGAAGAAGCGGCUCUAGCCGACUUUCUGUUGAAUAAAAAGCUUCGUGCUAAUGCAACGGAACGUGAGCAGCUGGGUAAACGCAUAAAGGUUGGUCGGCAACUUGACAGUACCUACUGAUUGUAUGUAUAGCUAGCAUUUUAACCGGCCGCCCUGAAAAGUUGCCUCUUUAUGCGCAAACUACUAAAUCCUAUUGACAUGAAGCGGAGAGGCUUGUGCAGCAUGCCAUUGCUCACCCCGUGCCUCAUUGGUGA